GGGCAAGCAACGCAUUGCUGGAAGGCAGCUGCAAGGGUCCCUGAUUUACGCGCUGCAGUCACUAUCGCGUUGUUGCUGCGCAAGCAGAGCGCGCUUCUGCACCCCAACGGCUCCCCCGCUACCCACGACCUUUGCCUUUGACAAAAAGCGAUACGAGGGCAGUGUAAAUUCCUCCCGCUGUGCGGACGCGUCGAUUUUAACCUGCCUGAAGAUGCCUGGCCGCACAGUGAAUAGUCUCGGCGGCGAGUCUUCGCGACGGAAACGUGCGCUUUUCGAGCAGGCCGACUCGGAACACUCCGAGGUUUUAGAGUCUGUCGCCGCACAAUCUUCUCUGCGGCAUGAGCCUAGGAAGCGACCGCGCAUGUCAAACGGAGAACCACACGAGCGGCGAUCAAGCCAUCACACUUCAAAUGGAGAAGGUCCCAGUGGUCACAACUCUACCGAGAUGGAUGUUGAUCAAGGCAGCGACGACGAAGACGAUGAGGGCAACUCAGCAGAGCAAGACGACUCUACCGCCCCGCUGUCGACGCAGUACGAAACCCUCCGCGACGGCGGAUUUGAGCACCUCCAGCACGAGAGAGAGGACGACCUGCGGGCAACGCAACGCAUCAACAGCCGCCCCCAGCUUCUUGGCGACAAUCACGCCGCCCUGAACGGCAUCUUGGAGAGCGUCACAUGUAUCAACUUUAUGUGCCACGAGAGGCUACACUGCGAGCUUGGCCCUCUCCUUAACUUCAUCGUGGGCGAGAACGGGAGCGGAAAGAGCGCCAUCCUGACCGCGCUCACCCUCUGUCUUGGUGGCAAGGCGAGCUCAACCAAUCGAGGAGGCAGCCUCAAGGCAUUCAUCAAAGAGGGCAGCGACCAGGCUAUUCUCAGCGUCAAGAUCAAGAACCAAGGCAUAGAUGCGUACCAGCAUGACAUCUAUGGCGACUCCAUCAUUGUCGAGCGCCACUUCAACAGGUCUGGGAGCAGUGGCUUCAAGGUCAAAUCGGCUACGGGCAAACUCAUCUCCAACAAGCGAGGCGAGGUCUCCGAGAUUGCAGAGUACUUUUGUCUCCAGGUGGACAACCCGCUCAACGUCCUCUCGCAAGACAAUGCGCGGUCGUUUCUCAACUCCUCGUCUGACUUGCAAAAAUACCAGUUCUUCAUCCAGGGCGUUCAGCUCGAGCAGCUAGACAAUGACUACCGUCUAAUCAUGGAGUAUGUCGAGGCGGUGCAGAGCAAGCUGCCCGAGCAGGAGGAGCGUGUCAAGGCCACAAAGAAGAAACUGAACGAGGCCGAAAGGCUGCUCGAGUCCAUCGAGCAGAACAAGGAGCUCCGGCGGAAGCGGCGUCUUUACACCCAGCAACUUGCCUGGUCGCAAGUCAAGGAACAGGAAGACAUCUUGAAGCAACGCGAGGAGGAGGUCGAGGCAUGCACAGACCGCAUAACCAACGCAGAAGCGACAGCCCAGCGCCUCACCCAGGCCCUCGCGUCCGCCGAUGCCAAGCACGAGCGAGCCGUAGCAGCCCGGGACGCCCUGCUCGAUGGAGAAGCCACGGAGAUUGAGAGAAGGAUAGAGGCUGCCACCAAGGACUUUCACCAGGCCAAGUCUGAUCUCGAAAACAUUCGGCGCGAGGAACGUGAUGCUCACGCUCAGCUCAGAAACGCCAAUACGGAACUGGAGAAAAACGCGGCCACGGUCGCGGAGGAAAAGGCACGUGUCGCCGGUUCGACAGGCGAACAGGUCGCGAGGAAGCGUGAGCAGCGUGCAGAGGAGGAUCAGCGCCUCGCGAGGAUCCACCGUGAAAUGAAGGAGAACGGCGACCGUGGCCCCGAGCUCGAGCGUCGUCGAGACGAGGCCAAAUCUGAGCAGAGGCGCAUGCACCAGGCAGUCGAAUCCAAGACUAGGGAGGUCAGGGCCAUGGAGACAAGGCUGAAGGAUCUAGAGCGAAACGAUAGGUCUCCCCUCGACGCCUACGAGCGGGGGGUCCCAGAGCUCCUGCGCCAGAUCGCCAACGACAACGGGUACAGAGAGAAACCGAUCGGUCCCCUCGGGUCACUUAUCAGCGUCACGAAGCCCCAGUGGACAAGCCUGCUGGAAAAGACGUUUGGAAGGGUCCUCAACGGGUUCAUCGUCACUAGCAAAGCGGACCAGCAGCGACUUCAGAGGUCAAUGGAGAACUUUAGAAUAAGGAGCUGCCCCGUCCUGAUCGCAAACCGGACCGUGAUCGACACGCGGGGCAAGGAGCCAGACUCGGAAUUCGACACGAUCCUGCGAGUGCUCAAGUUUGAGGAUGACAUGGUUCGCAACCAGCUCAUCAUCAAUAGCUUCAUCGAGCAGAUCAUCCUCGUGGAAAAGCGCCUGGAUGCUGAGAACGUCCUUUUUAAGGGCCCUCCCCCGCGAAACGUCAAGGCCUGCAUCUGCUUCCACGACAUAAAACGCGGGCAGGGGCUGAGGCUAACGAAUAGGGGUGGCGGGUCCAAUCUUGCGACUGCUCCCGUUGUGCCGGGUUCCCAGAAGCCGCGCAUGAAGGCUGACAUGCAUGCCCAGGUCUCGCAGAUCCGCGAGGCUUUGUCACAGCUACAGACUGAGCUGGCCGAUCUGGUGCGCAGACGAGAUGAGCUGAAGCACCAGGCUCAGGUGUGCGAGCAGGAGUUGGUACAGCAAAAGAGGAGACACCAAGACCUUACCAAGGCCGAACGACAGUGUCAAGGGAAAAUAUUCACCCUUGAUCAUGAGCUCGACGACUUUGAAGGGUACGACGAUCGUCUCAAGGCACUCGAGGCCGCCCGGGUACGGCUCGAGGAGGAGUACGAGACGUUUGGACAACAGUAUGGAGAGCUGAAGAUGCUAGUCACAGAGCAUAGCCGCAAGGCAGAUGAUUUCAGGAGGAAACUCGCCGAGGAGAAGCUCCAGCAGCAGGACUUCGACGCGCGGCGCACCAAGGCCGAAGCCCAGGUCAACAUGGCGCACGACGCAAGGCGUCUGGUGCUCAGACAGAAGAACGACGCGUUCGAGGAGGUGGAGAAGGCGAAGGAGGACAAGCGGAUCGCCCAGAGGAAGACGCAGGAGCAGCAGGAUGUUGUGGCUACCUUCAUAAGCGAGGCGGUCAAGUUUAUUCCUGAGCGCGUGUUCGUGCCCGACGGCGAGACGUACAAGAGUAUCGAGGCCAAGGUGGCCACGAUCAAGAAGCAACUGGACGCUCGCGAGAAGAGGAUCGGUAGGACCGACGAUCAGAUCAAAGACGACGCCGCAAAUGCCAAGAUUGCCCACAUGAACGCGUCAGACACGUUUGAGGGCAGCCGAGACAUCGUCAAGCAGCUGAAAAGGACGAUCGAUAUCCGACUAGACAAGUGGCGCAAUUUCCAGCGGUACAUAUCGUCGAGCGCGCGCGCCAACUUUUUGUACCUGCUGAGCGAGCGCGGCUACAGGGGUCAGCUAAUACUAGACCACGUCGACAAGAAGCUACAGGUGCAGGUCGAGCCGGAUGCGACACGCAAGAACGCGACGGGCAGGAACACCAAGACGCUGUCGGGCGGCGAGAAGUCCUUCUCGUCCAUCUGCCUGCUGCUGGCCAUCUGGGACUCGAUGGGCUCGCCGCUGCGGUGCCUCGACGAGUUUGACGUUUUCAUGGACAACGUCAACAGGGCCAUCAGCACAAACAUGCUGGUCUCGGCGGCGCGCAGGUCCGUCAGCCGGCAGUAUAUCAUGAUCACGCCGAACGCGAUCGAGGGUCGCGCAAAGGUUGACAAAGAUGUCAACAUUAUUAGGAUGAAGGAUCCUCGUCAGCGGACGAUGGACGAGUACCAGUAACUUGUUUUCACUGUCAGGGGUUUUAUUAAGAACUAUCAUGUUGCUUUUAUGUGUGUUCAAGGACAAACUCGAGUACCGGAUUCGCAUGGCGUUUUUCGGGGAGGCUCAUUCUCGGCGAACAGGACGGGGGCAUUGUCACUUAUUUGCUGUUUAUGCAUGCAGGCACCUCACAUAACCUCUUUCCCUUCCUAUUGUUUGUUUCGCCUAAAAUGGGGGCGCCGCAAGGCAACUAUACUCGAUACGUGGAGAGUCAUGUCGUUUUAUUUUACUGUAUUGAUACAAUUCUACGUGGGCCUGGCGGGUGGGUGUAUGAAGCUCAUGUCGGCAUCGACAAAGUCACAAACCAAACGAACAGCGCCACCUUUCCCCGUCGGAGCCGAAGUGAAACAGCAGUCCUCCUG
Gaeumannomyces tritici R3-111a-1 is the source of this 4197-nucleotide messenger RNA. RefSeq lists its product as hypothetical. The coding region runs from base 212 to 3796 and encodes 1194 amino acids. The transcript has 3 exons. Lineage: Eukaryota; Fungi; Ascomycota; Sordariomycetes; Magnaporthales; Magnaporthaceae. Gene Ontology annotation, molecular function: damaged DNA binding; single-stranded DNA binding. The record is from RefSeq and is a predicted model, not a curated record. Gene Ontology annotation, cellular component: site of double-strand break; nucleus; Smc5-Smc6 complex. Gene Ontology annotation, biological process: double-strand break repair via homologous recombination.